AUGGAACUGGAGGCACUUCAGAAGAAUUUGGACGCAAAACUCAAGCUUUUGGCGUACAAGCAAGAAAAGGGAAAGGGCAUUGUGGACAAGGCAAACGCGACAACUAUUGGGAGACACCGUGACGGGUUGGUGUGUUUAGCAAAAGAAGCGGACGAGGUCAAAUUAAAGAUCGAAGAGAAGAAGAUUGCAAAGGGUGAGCAAAUGGACGAGGUAUGUGCAUGGAGCAAUGAAAUAGACAAAGUUAUUGAGGGUGUAGACGCGGAGAUCGAAUACCUUGGGAAGUGUUUGGGGGAGGUGAAGAAAAAAUCGCAAAUGGCCGAAAAAGAAAGCGAGAAAGCGACAAUCGCGAAGGAGAGAGAGGAGCAACUCGCGUUUGAAAAAGCACAAUGGGAAAUGAAGCUUGAUUACGAAAAAAAAUCAGAAGAAUUAGGUAGCAAAAAAGGGAAAGGGUUAUCAGGCGAUACCGGAAUGCACGCAAAGUUGCCAAAGCUAUCAAUAACGAAGUUUGAUGGGUCCUUCGAACAAUGGCUCUCUUUUUGGAAUAAAUUUUCCGCGGAAAUAGACGCGACGGAUCUGUCAGCAGUGACAAAGUUCGCUUAUCUAAAGGAACUCCUUGUUACAAAGGUACGAGCGGACAUAGAUGGACUCCCGUUCAAUCUUGAGGGGUACGAAAGGGCGAAGGCCAUCCUAAAAUCGGAGUACGGGAAAACGUCAGAAAUUGUAAAUGCAUAUGUAAACAACAUCAUGGGUUUGCCUACCAUCACAAGCGCCAGUCCAAAAGAAAUUAAUGAGUUUUACAAAAGGCUUCUGUUCAAUGUACAAAGCUUAGAGACGCUCGGGAAGUUACGUGAAGUCUCCGGAAAUGUGAGGGCGGUGUUAGACAAACUGAAAGGAAUAAAGGGAGACUUAGUCCGGGGACACGAAGAUUGGCGAGACUGGGAUUUCGCUAAACUGAUUCAGGCAAUUAAAGGUUGGAGAGACAUAAAUUCAGAAGGAGAAGAAAGCGAUGGUGGGAGUGUGUCCAAGAGGAAGAAUGAUCGCAACGACUGGAAUACCCGCGUUCCGCCGCCACGCGGAAGGUCUUAUCAGGUCCAACAACAAGCAAAUGGAGGACAGAUGCGCGGAUGCGUCUAUUGCGAUGACACGAACCACACAUCCGCUAAUUGCACCAAAGUUGUCGCGGUCGGAGACCGCAAACGAAUUCUGAGCCAAAAACAGUUGUGUUUUAAUUGUACAAGUGACAAACACAGAGCAGACAGCUGUAGAAGCCGCGGGUGUCAUAACUGUCAACGCCGACAUCACACGUCAAUAUGUGAUCGCCCACCAAGCGGUCACACAACGAGGGGAAGAUUUAUGACGGCACAAAACAAAGGAACAGAGAGAGUCGUGUAUCCCGUUGUUGUCGUGGAAGUAAAUGGAAUCAAAUGCCGCGCACUCCUAGACACUGGGGCAGGCAGCUCAUACGCGUCGUCAGCUAUCCUUGAACACCUGGGAAACAAACCGCUACGAGAAGAAUUCAAGCGCAUAGAGAUGAUGCUUGGGUCAACAAACAAGGUCAUCGGAGUUCAUAGCGUGACGAUUGGCAGCCUUGAUGGAAAAUUUCGAUUGGAAACGGAAGUCACCAGAGUGGACCGUAGUACAUUGCUAUCACUUGACAACCCAGGAUAUGCUGGGAUACUGGAGAAAUAUCCCUACUUGGAUGGGGUAUACAUGGACGACAGAGACGAGAAGCCUGAGCUACCAGUCCACAUUAUCCUGGGUGCGAGCGAGUACGCGAAAAUAAAGACAGAAACCAUACCAAAGAUCGGACGUGCCGGCGAACCUGUUGCAGAGCUAACAAAGUUCGGAUGGACAAUUAUGUCACCAGGUAAAGAAGUUGACCUCUCUAAUAUGUUCUUGACCCAGACGACAGCGGCAGAUUACGAACAACUAUGCAAAUUAGAUGUUCUAGGAUUGCGUGACACACCAGGCGGAGAUCAAGCAGAUGUUUAUGAAGAAUUCAAGGAACAAUUAACACGAGGGCCAGAGGGAUGGUACGAGACGGGGCUACCCUGGAGGGGAAACCACCCUCCACUGCCCAACCACAGAGCGGGAAGCUUGAAGCGAUUGGAAAGUACCAUUCGGAAACUGGAGAAGAACGGAAUACUCCAGAAGUAUGACGCCAUAAUUAAAGACCAGCUUAACGAAGGAACAGUGGAGCGAGUGUCAGGCCCACCAGUGGGAAAGGAGUUCUAUAUUCCACAUAAAGCAGUGGUGAGAGAAGCUGCAGAGAGUACCAAACUUCGAAUCGUGUACGACGCCUCUGCCCGAGCUUCAGAGAAGGCUCCUUCUCUCAACGAGUGCCUUCACGCGGGACCUCCGUUGCAGAACAAGCUUUGGGCUGUUCUUGUCCGUGCACGUUUCCACCCAGUCGCGUUAACAGGUGAUAUCAAGCAAGCGUUCUUACAAGCGAGUGGAAAUACUGAGAUUCACGAGAGCUCUGUUUGGUUUGGCCCCAUCGCCCUUUCUUCUUGGGGAGUUAUCAAACAACACCUGGAAGCCUGUCGUACCGAGAAUCCGGACCUGGUGAGGGAAAUAGAGAAGAGUCUAUACGUCGAUGACCUUAUCAGCGGGGGACCCACCGUAAAAGCUGCCCUUGAAGUCAAAGCAGGCGUUACCCAUGUCUUUAACCAAGCCUCAUUCAAGCUGCACAAGUGGCAUUCAAAUGUUCCGGCAGUGGAGUCCCCUGGUGAUUCUCUUAGCGAAGAUACUACAUUCGCGAAAGAACAGUUGGGUGCACCUCAAGAAGGAGGGGGAUCUAUUCUCGGGCUUCCAUGGAACAAGCGACAAGAUACCAUUGAAAUAAAUUUCCCAACUGACCGCACCCAAGUGACAAAGAGAGGGAUACUAGCGAAGAUAGCAAGAGUGUAUGACUCGUUAGGGCUCGCAGCGCCUAUGACAUUGAGUGGAAAACUACUGUACCGAGACGCAUGUGAUUUGAAAGUCGGAUGGGAUGCUCAACUUCCUGGUCAACUGGGAACCAAGUGGUCAAGAUGGGAAGCACAGCUACCAGUGAGCAUUUCCGUACCCAGAGCCAUACCUCAACACUUUGAAGAGAUCAGCAACAUUGAGCUACAUUGUUUCGGCGACGCAAGCGGACAAGGCGUUUCUGCGGCAGUGUACGGUGUCAUAUCUCAACCAUCCGGUGAUAGUGUUGGGCUGAUAGCAGCCAAAGCUAGACUGGCGAAGCAAGGCCUCACCAUCCCCCGCCUCGAGUUGGUCUCCGGUCACAUGGCGACCAAUCUCAUUGUGAACGUUAAGGAAGCAUUAGAGGGUUUCCCAGUUGGAAAUAUGGUUUGCUGGUUGGACAGCAGCGUUGCGUUACAUUGGAUCAAGGGAGCAGGGAGUUACAAGCAGUUCGUAAGCAAUCGAGUGCAGAAAAUCCAGCAACACCCAGAAGUAAACUGGCGUCAUGUGGGUACAAAGGACAACCCAGCUGACCUUGGCAGUCGGAGCGGAAGCGUGGAAAAUGAAGAGCUAUGGUGGAGAGGGCCUGAGUGGCUACUAGACCGAGAGCGAUGGCCAGCCGAUAUUAAGACAACGGCCACACCAGACAGUCAGGCGGAAGCAAAAGUGAUACGGGACGUAUUCGCUGUAGCACAAGCUAAGACAGACAUUUGCUCUCCGAGACAAAUGGGGGGAGGGUGUCGGAAAAGUGACGUCAGCCGUGUAACCUCGCAACGCAAAACCAAGGGUGGUCUUUAG
Pocillopora verrucosa is the source of this 3744-nucleotide messenger RNA. The record is from RefSeq and is a predicted model, not a curated record. NCBI's taxonomy places the organism in Eukaryota, Metazoa, Cnidaria, Anthozoa, Scleractinia, Pocilloporidae.